Molecule: messenger RNA, 1425 nt
Organism: Argentina anserina (silverweed cinquefoil)
Lineage: Eukaryota; Viridiplantae; Streptophyta; Magnoliopsida; Rosales; Rosaceae
Product: UPF0481 protein At3g47200-like
Exons: 1
Coding region: 1-1425 (474 amino acids)
Source: RefSeq, a predicted model, not a curated record
AUGGCUUCCCAGAUGGAGGAUCAAGAAUAUGGUGACGCGAUACCGAUCUUCUAUCAACCUGAGCUGUGGUGCAUCUACAGGGUUCCCAACAAACUCCGAAAUGUGAAUCCAGCAUCAUACACUCCCCAGUUACUUUCCAUAGGCCCUUUUCAUCAUGGCAGACUAGAGCUGAAGGACAUGGAGAACAAUAAAAGAAUGUAUUGUGAGAAUUUUUGUGCAGGUUCUAUGAAGACUAUAGAUGAACUAAAACUCUUCAUCAAAAGUCGUCUACAAGACAUUGUUGGUUGUUAUGCAUGGACCGUCAUUCAGCAAGAAACUGAACUUGUGGACGUGAUCUUAGUAGAUGCCUGCUUCAUCAUUGAGCUUUUUCUGGUGAACUCUGAAGAAACAACCGGAAAUUAUUAUCACUUGUUCAGAUCACCAUGGCUGAGGAAAGCUCUUGAGCAGGAUCUCAUACUGUUUGAAAAUCAGCUUACUUAUUCUCUGCUUCAAGACCUAUACGAUUUUGGCAUGCCUUCCUCUUGCUUUAAUCCCCCGAAUGAAGUGAAACCACAAAAACAGCCCCAUACCGGUCAUGAACAGCGAUACUGCUUGUCCUGCUUCCAACACUGCUUGCAUUGCGUUCAUCGCACCGGCCCUCAUGAUAAUUUUGUGGAGAUAGCCAACUCAGAACCUGUUCAUCCAUUUCUUAAGCUUACCUGUGAGUUCUUCAAAGAAUAUAUCAAGGGAAAGUUUGUCAGAAAUGGAGUGGCACCGAAACAUUUUACUGAUUUGGUAAGACACUUUCUAUGUCCAGAAGAAGAAAUGACCUGGGUAGAUAAUCGUCGUAUUUCUGUCAAAAAUAUAUAUGAUGCAAGAACGCUGAAGGAGGCAGGGUUAAAUUUCAGGCCACUUAAAGAAGCAGGCUUAGUCAUAAAAGGAGAUGAGUCCCACAAAUUUUGUAACUUCAACGUUGCCUGCUUUACAAGUAUGGACAUGAAGGUUAGUCAAAUUCGGGUGAACGAUCAAACUGAAUGCGUUAUAAGAAACGUCAUGGCCUUGGAGCGCUUAUUGUAUCCAAAAUCGGCGUCUAUCUGCAAAUACUUUCUGCUAAUGGAUAAACUAGUGGACAAUGUGGAAGAUGUAAACUUGAUGAUUAAGAGUGGUGUAAUUGAUAACAAGCUAGCAGGGUGCAGCGAAUUGGUAGUGAACCUGAUUAAUUCACUUUGCCUGGAGAUUAUGGAUGAUUCUUGCUGCUAUGGUGGUGUAUGUAACCAGCUCAAUAGGCACUAUGGAAUCAGUUUUUGGAAGCGUAAUGUGGCUAUCCUGAAACGAGUUUACUUCCAGGAUCUUUGGACUGCCAGUUCGACUAUAGUUGGACUUUUUGUCCUUGUUUUCUCAAUCAUUGGGACCAUUAAGUCGAUUGGUUACCGUUAUCAGACCUAA